This is a messenger RNA of Perkinsus marinus ATCC 50983, 366 nucleotides long. Its product is annotated as kinesin heavy chain, putative. The transcript is spliced from 3 exons. NCBI's taxonomy places the organism in Eukaryota, Perkinsozoa, Perkinsida, Perkinsidae. Gene Ontology annotation, molecular function: microtubule binding; microtubule motor activity; ATP binding. The record is from RefSeq and is a predicted model, not a curated record. The annotation marks the transcript as partial. Gene Ontology annotation, biological process: microtubule-based movement.
GCUUUCCAAGCGGCGGUGGCAACUCGUCGAACAUCAUCGACCAAUAUCAAUUCGCAUAGUUCGAGGAGUCACUGUGUUGUCACGCUGAGAACGAGUCUGCCAUGCCCAUAUACAGCAACUUGUCGUCACGGGAAACUCAAUCUCAUCGAUCUGGCCGGUAGCGAAAAUGUUGGUCGGAGUGGCGCUAAGGGCAGUACAUUAAGGGAAGCCCAGAUGAUCAACAAAUCUCUGAGUACUCUGGUCAGUAUUGUUGGUCUCACUUGUCAGUCGAAAACACAUGUCCCUUAUCGUAAUUCCAAGCUCACCCUCAUGCUCAAGGAUUCGCUGGGUGGCAGCGCCAAAGUACUCAUGAUAGCACACUUAAGU